Molecule: messenger RNA, 1374 nt
Organism: Tupaia belangeri chinensis (Chinese tree shrew)
Lineage: Eukaryota; Metazoa; Chordata; Mammalia; Scandentia; Tupaiidae
Gene: SCOC
Product: short coiled-coil protein
Exons: 4
Coding region: 92-460 (122 amino acids)
Cellular component (GO): trans-Golgi network
Source: RefSeq, a predicted model, not a curated record
UCAUACGCUCGCUCAUUAAUGAUUUAACAAGGCGAUCACUCUUCUUCUCUGCCCUCAUUUUCCUCACUAGCAGGUCUACACACUGAACAAGAUGGACGGGUCCAGCAAAGAGGAAGAGGAAGACAGCACAUUCACCAACAUUUCCCUGACAGAUGACCCAGAUCAUUCAUCGAGAAGUUUGUAUCGGAGGCCCAGAAGGUUGUUCACCAAGAUGAUGAACGCUGACAUGGAUGCAGUGGAUGCUGAAAAUCAGGUGGAGCUGGAGGAAAAAACGCGACUUAUCAACCAAGUGUUGGAACUGCAACACACGCUUGAAGAUCUGUCUGCAAGAGUAGAUGCCGUUAAGGAAGAAAAUCUGAAGCUAAAAUCAGAAAACCAAGUUCUCGGACAGUAUAUAGAGAACCUCAUGUCGGCUUCUAGUGUUUUUCAAACAACUGACACAAAAAGCAAAAGAAAGUAGGGACUGGUUUCCCUCCUGUUUUAUGAAAUCGCUGCUGGUUUUUUUUUCUUUCUUUUCUUUUUUCCUUUCCAAUUUGGAUAGAUUCCAAAAGUGAAAGUCCUUUUGUUUGUGGCUUCAUUGAAUAUUUAUGAAGAUAAUGUCAGAUCUAGGCAGAAUUAACAGCAUAACAGGAGACAUUCUUGACUUUGUGUAUUCCGUUAGUCUAUGAAAACGUGCAGAUGUAUUGUAGAGACUUUAUAACUAGAACUGCAUAUAUUUAUGAAACUCGAUGACUGUUUUAGCAAAUUUGCUUCGGUUUAUAGGAUUAGCGCUGUCUUUUAUUCUAGACUUAGUAAGAGAUAGAAGAAAAUAACCAUGUUGUGAAAAAGUGACCAAAUCAUGUACUGAACACACAGCUUUUACGUACCCUGUCCACCGUUGCGUGCCUCUUCUCCGUUGGCCUCUCCCUUCUCAUUUCUUUUUUCCCUUAAGGAAAAAAAAAAAUGGUUUCACAUUUGUGAAAGUCAUUUUAAUAGUUCAUCAUCUAUGAAAGUAAUCUGAACUUUAACUGUUGAAACUUAACCAAGAUAAGAUUCUCUCUCAACUAGGACUUGCCAUUUGUGAUGUUUAGUACUGAGACAGUCUGGCUGGUUUCUCUUUGAUCAGUUGAAAACAGAUGGAGGCUAUAAAAAUGAAUUCUUUUGACACUGAAUCGUUAAAGUUUUGUUAUUAAAAACUUUCUUUUGCACAAAAUAACUCACUUGGUGUCUGAAAAGAUAGUUUGGAUAUGAGUUCUUGCUAUGUGUGUUUAAAACAGAAGUCCUGAGGAUGAAUCAAAAUAGGGUAGAAAAGUACUUGGUAAACAGCAGUAACCAGCUCCAAAUGUCUUCACUCCAGAUGCGUGUUUUCCUUGGCACAGAGCAGAUCUUCUGGGG